AUGUGCUGGCUUGGCGUCCACAGCACCAGCCUGGCUUGUUUUGUAAUCCAAGAAGACAGGCACAUUUGCUUUCGCAAUGCCUGUUUACCGGCUACUGCUCAAGUGUCUGGACCCAUCCCCUCAAAACCAACUCAACGGACUGAGGGAGAUGGCAUGUCUUUCUUCUGGGAGCAGGAACCUCAAAAUGUCCACCAGGAGCAGCUGGAAAAUGCAAGAACCCAACCUCUCGGCUUGCUUAAUGAGGAAGAAGAGGAGGAGGAUGAGUUUAUGGUGGAUAGCUGGAGAAAUACAAAUCCAUUUCACAACCAAAUGUUUGGAGAGGAUCUACAGUUGUCAAGUGCAAGGGACUACACUUCUCUUUCCAUUGAAGAGUGUUUGCAUCUCAUCAAUGCCAACUUCCCCUCAGAAGGAGAUCCAGAGUUGGCAGGUCCUGAUGUACAGAAUGUAGGAGAACAUGCACUUUCAGAGUUUCAGAGGCCACUCAUGUCACCCUUGUUGCCUGAACAGGAACCCACAACAUUAGAGCAGCAAUGGCAAGAUGUUUUGGCCAUCAUGGAAUCACAGGACAUGGAUACAGCCGAAACAAUAGCCGAUUCUUCCUUCAAUAUCAGUGAUUCAGACAGAAAUACUGGAUCGAUGGAAAACUUUAUUCACCAGGAUGUUAGCCUUCACCAAGCCACUCUGCCAAGAUCCACUGAAGCACAAAGCAGCGUCACCAUGGAAGAGACGUGUUGCAUUAACAACCACUCCAUGCCAAACAUCAAUUUGGACAAUUCAACUAAUGCUGAAGCUUUUGAAGACUCGGAUAUCAUAGACCUCCUCCUGACUGCUGGCACUAGCCUGCCAAGCCCUAUAGAUCCUCUGCUGGAGGAAGCCAUGCUUGAUGAGAUUGAUUUAAUGGAUUUGGCCCUGGUAGAACUUAGCCAGGCACAGUCUGAAGAUCAAAACCCAGCAGAUUCUGACUCUGGUUUAUCCUUGUACUACAGUCAAAGCCCUGCCUCUCCUAGUGGAUCUGAAUCUUGCAGUUCCUCAUCAUCUUCUUCAUGCUCUUUUUCACUGUCCAGCCCAACCCCUAGUUUGAUGCCCGAGGAAGGUGCUGUGGGUUAUACCAAUAUCAAAGAAGAGGAUGAAGCUGUGG
Messenger RNA from Sinocyclocheilus grahami, 1138 nucleotides. Its product is annotated as nuclear factor erythroid 2-related factor 1-like. NCBI's taxonomy places the organism in Eukaryota, Metazoa, Chordata, Actinopteri, Cypriniformes, Cyprinidae. Gene Ontology annotation, biological process: regulation of transcription by RNA polymerase II. Gene Ontology annotation, molecular function: DNA-binding transcription factor activity, RNA polymerase II-specific; RNA polymerase II cis-regulatory region sequence-specific DNA binding. The transcript has 5 exons. The record is from RefSeq and is a predicted model, not a curated record. The annotation marks the transcript as partial. Gene Ontology annotation, cellular component: nucleus.